CGUGGCGGCGCGGGGAAGCGCGGGGCAAGGGGCGCCGCGCACGGGGAGGAGGGCCGCCAUGGCUGACGAGAUCAGCAAGGCUCAGGCCGCCCGCCCGGGGGGAGACACGAUCUUCGGGAAGAUCAUCCGCAAGGAGAUCCCCGCCAACAUCAUCUACGAGGACGAGCAGUGCCUUGCGUUCCAUGAUAUUUCACCUCAAGCUCCAACACAUUUCCUAGUGAUUCCUAAGAAGCCAAUUGUCAGGUUAUCUGAAGCAGAAGAUUCCGAUGAAUCUCUUCUUGGGCAUUUAAUGAUCGUUGGCAAGAAGUGUGCUGCUAACCUGGGCCUGACCAAUGGAUUCCGGAUGGUUGUGAAUGAAGGGCCAGAGGGUGGGCAGUCUGUCUAUCAUGUACAUCUCCAUGUUCUGGGUGGUCGUCAGUUCGGCUGGCCUCCUGGCUAAGAGUUUUACACCACAAGAGUUCUAACUGCAUGCGUACAAAUUACCACCAAAUAGGUUUAAUGUGUCACCCAUCAAUCUAGCCACUGUUAAUGUAAUUUUUUUAGAAUGUGGAUCUACAAAGGGUCAUAAAUGCUCUGAACAACCUUUGCACAAUAAAGAUUUAGCAUGUGGGAAUCA
Molecule: messenger RNA, 616 nt
Organism: Phalacrocorax carbo (great cormorant)
Lineage: Eukaryota; Metazoa; Chordata; Aves; Suliformes; Phalacrocoracidae
Source: RefSeq, a predicted model, not a curated record